AUGAAAAUUGGGAAACUUUCGACAAAAAAAAGACAAAAUUUUAAAACAAACGGGAAAGUUGUUCCAAGACGAAAACCACUCCAAAAUUCGGGUUUCGAUCAAAAAGAAAAAAAAUAUCUAUCGUGUCGACCAAAAGUCAAAACUAGUGACGAGAACAGCAAAAACAUUGAACGUGGUCGUGAUGAACAUAGAUUUGGCGGGAAAUACAAAAGAGAAGAAAAUAGCGUUCAACUAGACUUAGAUAGAGAAUAUUUUCUUAUGAAACAAUUACAAGAACAAAAUAGACAAAUAGAUUUGGAACGUAAAAGAAAUGAAGAGGAAGAAGAGAAAGUGAGGCAAAGAAUACAAAAUUUGAAAGUGACAGAAUAUGAACUUGAUAAAAGAAGAUUAGAAAGAGAAAGAUUACAAAGAGAAAUUGAGAAAAAGAAAGAACUUGAAAGGCUGCGUGCUGAAAGGUUGUUAUUGUUGAAAAAUCAGGAGGAAUCACUAACCCGAAGAUUGAUUUAUGUAGACAGAGAUAUUCAAAGUGACAAAGUUACAUAUGGAAAUGAUAUUGAUGACAGAGACAUAUAUUAUAAUAGAUUCCAAAAUGAGAGUGCUUAUCAUGACGACAUAAGAGACUCAGAGAGACAAUGUGAGAGAAAAAGAGAUACUUAUAGUACAUACAGACAAUAUGAGAGAAAUAGAGAUGAAGGAGAUACAGAUAGAUAUUAUGAGGGAAAUAGAGGUAUACGAGAUACAGAGAAACAUGGAGACAUGGACAAUUAUCUAAGUAAUAGACAAGAAUUUAGAAACAUGAAAUACGAAAGAGGUAGUGAGAUUGGUUCAAACACCCCAAUACUAAGAGAUCGAAGUGAAGACAGAAUUUCGUCUAGAUUUGGAAAACCUAAAGUACCUCCAUUCGAUGGAACUGAUUUCAAAGUCUGGAAAGUUGAAGUUGAGUGUAUCAUCAAAAGUGGAAUGUAUCCUGAAAGUUUAAUUGCACAGACAAUGAGAAAUUCGUUAAAAGGACAAACACGUAAAGUUCUUCUCACCAUAGACCCAAUGGCAAACUCUUAUGAAAUACUAGAAAAAUUAGAAGAUAUAUACGGAACAACUCAGACAGAAGAUUCAAUUAUGCAAGACUUGUUUAAUUCAAAACAGGAGGAAAAAGAAAGUUCUUCAGAUUGGGCACUACGUCUUGAGUCAAUUAUGCAACUGGCUAUUGAAAGUGGUGAAAUUUCAAAUACAAAGAAAAAUAGUUUAUUGAAACAAAGAUUUUGGAAAGGACUUAGAAGUGAAAAGUUAAGAAACAAUACAAGGGUUACAUUUGAAUCAUCAGCGAACUUUGAACAACUCAGAAAGAAAACAAGAAUUGAAGAAGAAGAACUUAAACGCUCAUCAAACGAAUAUAAAGUCCAAAGGACACCUGAUAAUACAAAUAUAAAAGAGGGAAAAGAUACAAAGAGUCAAGUUGAGAAGGAAACCCUGAUACAAAUACAACAGAUGAAAACGGGAACGCCAUUUGACAAACAGAUGAUGAUGAUGCAACAAUUAAUGGAGAAGAUGAAUAAACUAGAGAAAGAGUUAGAGCACUUAAAACAAGAAAGAAAAGAGGUAAAACAACCAGAGUACAACACGCCAUAUAGAAACGAACAUUAUUAG
Messenger RNA from Ruditapes philippinarum (Manila clam), 1644 nucleotides. RefSeq names its product trichohyalin-like. Bases 1 to 1644 code for a protein of 547 amino acids. Lineage: Eukaryota; Metazoa; Mollusca; Bivalvia; Venerida; Veneridae. The transcript has 2 exons. The record is from RefSeq and is a predicted model, not a curated record.